UUCAACAAGUCCAGCAAACGGAGCAGCAGCUGAACACCAGUGACAAAACUAUCAAGUUUUUUGUGGCAACAUCCCAAUCUUAAAAAACCCUCAUCAGCAUGUCGUUCGCUCAGUUCUUUGUCGCCUGCUGCCUGGCCAUCGUCAUCUUGGCCGUGUCCAACACACGGGCUGCUGUCCAGGGUCCUCCACUUUGCCAGAACGGCAUUGUCGAGGAAAUGCCGCCACACAUCCGAAAGGUGUGCCAAGCCCUGGAGAACUCUGAUCAAUUGUCGACGGCCCUCAAGUCCUACAUCAACAACGAAGCAUCUGCUUUGGUUGCUAACUCCGAUGACCUCCUGAAGAACUACAACAAACGUACGGAUGUUGAUCACGUCUUCCUGCGUUUUGGCAAACGUCGUUAAGGACAUGGACUCAGAAGAUACCAUUACAAGACCCCCUUGAUCCCGACCUGAGACAACGACACUGGACCUUGACCACAAGCGGCGGAAUCGUUUUUGUUCACACAAAGCACAGCACUAUUUUGAUGUCUUCAACAUAUUUAUGCAAAUGUAAUCAAUGGAAACUCAGAACUUUACUCAAUUGGAAGCUCUCUAGUUCAUUAAAUAGCCAAUCGAUGUGUCCAAUGUUUCUAUAAAAAAAAAUCGAAUACAUAUUUGUACAUACUCAAAGACCCCCGAAACGUUAUACAGGUUUUUCCCUUGGUUCUAGUUUCAUUUUCAUUCCUUCCUUUUAAUGAUAUAACAACUAAUAAUACGUAUUUGAUACAGCUAAAAUAUCUAACACAUAUUUCCCUAGCAUGAAGCACUAUUUAUAAAAUAACCAACAAAUGUUUCUAAAUCCAAACCAUAAUUUCUGAUAUUUAUUUUAAUAAAGGCAAACUUUUCCUCUCAAUAAUGUGAAUGCAUGACAAAAUGCAA
Drosophila eugracilis is the source of this 917-nucleotide messenger RNA. RefSeq names its product dromyosuppressin (gene Ms). Gene Ontology annotation, molecular function: hormone activity. The record is from RefSeq and is a predicted model, not a curated record. The coding region runs from base 99 to 401 and encodes 100 amino acids. NCBI's taxonomy places the organism in Eukaryota, Metazoa, Arthropoda, Insecta, Diptera, Drosophilidae. Gene Ontology annotation, biological process: multicellular organism development. The transcript has 3 exons. Gene Ontology annotation, cellular component: extracellular region.